GGCAACAACCGAAACAGGCAUCCUGUCAGCUCCAUCAACUACCUCUCUAGCCCGCGACGAUAAAUGCCGCCCGUCAACACCAUGGACACUUGAGGCUCCUUUGCGAUAUCUUGACGUCUGCCAAAAAGCAACAAAUUCCACUCAGCCGAGCGACCGACCGAUGAAGAUGCGGCUCGCGUGGUACGCAGGGGCCUCUACGGCCCUCGCGGCCGCCGUCGUUGCGUCUGCUUUCUACCAGCGCGCCAAUUUCUACUCUGCCAUGGUGCAUCUCGCCCAAAGUAGCUUGUCCCUGAUGGUCCUGGUAAAUCUGAUGUUCGUCAUCUACGGCUCGUUCAUGUACGGCCUCCAGCGUCUUUGCUUCGGCCCCCUCCGCCCCACCGAAAUUGAGCAGCUCUACGAGAAGGCCUGGUUCGCCGUCACCGAAACCUGUCUGGCCAUGACGAUAUUCCGCGAAGAGGUCGGCGCAUUCUUCUUGAUCAUGUUCACCGCCCUGGUCACGGGCAAGGUUUGGGGCUGGAUUGGCGAGGGCCGGGUCGAAGUGCUCGAGCAGCAGCCCCCUGCGAACCCGCGUCUCUUCCACACCCGGCUCGGCAUCUCGCUGUUGGUCAGCAUCGCCUACGACAUAUGGCUCCUGAACUAUACCGUCAACACGGUAGUGCAGAACGCGAAGCCCACCAUGAUGGUCAUGUUCUUGUUCGAGUUUGCCGUCUUGUUGGUGUCCUCGGUCCAUACGGCCUCCCGGUACAUCAUCUCCCUGGUGGAGCAGCACGUUGUCAAGACGCAAACCCGGCAGCGCUUGGAGGAUCGGCGUCGCCGCGUCAGGGAGCAGAGGGCUGAGAUUCUACGGAGGAGAGAGGCCGAGGGUGCGACGGAUGACGACGAAGAGCUGCCCGACGAGAACGAUGUGGAUGAGAUGGACAUUGAGGUGCCCGGCUGGGAAGCAAAAGGCCAAUGGGUUCUGUCAUUGGACUUGUUCGCAGAUUUCAUCAAACUUGGGAUAUACUCGGCCUUUUUCUGCGUCCUCCUUACGUUCUAUGGCCUUCCCAUCCAUAUUAUGCGCGAUUGGUUCAUGACUACGAGGUCAUUUCUUAAGAGACUCCAUGCCCUCAUCCGUUACCGCCAGGCCCUGAAGCACAUGGAUCAGUACCCGGACGCCACGGCCGACGAGCUUGGCCGGGAGGACACCUGCAUCAUUUGCAGAGAGGAAAUGCGGCCCUGGAACCCCACUGACAGCACGCAAGUAGAGCGGAGUCGUGCAAAGAGGCUCCCUUGCGGCCAUAUCCUGCACUUUGGCUGCCUCAAGAGUUGGCUGGAGCGGCAACAAGUAUGUCCGACAUGCCGGCGCCCUGUCGCUCGGGACGGACAACAGCCUCCCGCAAACGGCAACGCUGUGGUGUUCCGACUGGGGCUCAAUUUCCCUGCGGGUCAAAACCGACAGGCUCAGCCACCGGAUAACGCCCAGGGCCCUGGCGCUGGCCAGCCCGCGCAAGGAGGCGCAGCGGCCGACCAAGGAAACAAUCAGAAUCGCAACGUGAGAAUGUUCAACUUAGGGCCCUUAAGACUGGGCUUCGCUCAGGGUGGAGUCGAUGAGCUACGGGAGAUGGCCCAACGACUGCAGAUACCGCCAGAUGCUGCGAACCCGCCUGCGCCAACACCGACGAUGCCCGCUACACAAGAAAACAACAAUGAUAACAACAACAACAAUAACUCCCCGGUAGCCACUGAUCUGGAUCAACUCCGGGCUCAGGUCUUGACGCUCGGGCAACAGCUUCGGCAAGAGAUGAUAAACGUGCAGAACGCGGCGCAUGAGCUCAAUCUCCUGAGCCUCUUGGUUAACGAGCUGACCCGCCUCCGUCAGUUGCAACAGCAGCCGCGGGGUCAGCAGCCGGCGGUCCAACAACCAGCGCCAGGAGCUAUCCAUGUGGGACCAGUGCCGAUACAGGCACAUCCACAGCCGGGCAUGAUGUAUCCGUUCCCAGGCCUGUUCCCCCAGGGUCCGCCUUCCAUUCCGCAUCUACCUCACCCUAUGGCUUCUAGACUCACAAGGCACGUUGGCCCCGGAUAUGGGGCUGCUAUUCCUGCCGGCAGUCCUGACCUACCCGAUGGAGUGGUUAUCCCUCCGGGAUGGUCGCUGCUCCCUCUCCAGCGCCUAGAUGGCGACGCACCGCCGGUCGAACCCGCGGGACCUAACUCUCACGGGCCGGCCCAGGACAUACUCCGGUCCGUCUUCGCGCAGAUGCCAAACCACCCUAGGUCCCGGGGCACUAGCCCCGCGCCUGGGACUGGUCUUUCUGCACAAGUAGGGAGGACUGUCGCACCACCAACAAGCCAAGCCUCGGAACCGGCCCGUGCGGCCGGAAUUCAUGAUGCCACGGCCGCGUUCGAUACAACCGGGCGGGGAUCCCCGGCCCCACCGCGGCCAAUUUCCGGGUUUCUGACGACCGGUUUCGGGAUCCCGCUCCAGCCCCCGAGCGGCGAACGAAGCUCAGGACAAUCCGGCUCACACCCUGAGAUGAACCAGGGUCAACAGGAUGAGCCCGGAGAGAGCAGUGGCACGGGCCCAACAGCGGUGAACGGGGUUGCACCAGUCGAAAGCAGCAGGGGCAACCAAGUUACAGAAGCCGAAGUAAACGGCAGCACUAGGGAUAGGGGGCCUAGAGCUGUGACAGUCGAGGAGGCGAACGAUGACGAGGACGAGCAGUGAGCUAAACCACCGCUGAAUGGACUUGUAUCUGGAAGAAGAAGCAACUUCAAUUGGGAGGCUAUCUGUCAUGAAGUGAAACAGUGGCGCGAUUCUGGCGCAAGGUGUUAGUGUACCGGUGUGUAUGCGAACGUUUAAAUCAAGUACCAAGGAUGUAAUCUACACUUAGAAUUAAUUUCUGGAGCAGUGUUUACAGUUAAGUGCCUUGCAGCCUCAGUUUUCGUGUCAGCCUG
Chaetomium strumarium is the source of this 2934-nucleotide messenger RNA. RefSeq lists its product as uncharacterized. The transcript has 4 exons. Gene Ontology annotation, molecular function: zinc ion binding. NCBI's taxonomy places the organism in Eukaryota, Fungi, Ascomycota, Sordariomycetes, Sordariales, Chaetomiaceae. The record is from RefSeq and is a predicted model, not a curated record. Bases 161 to 2704 code for a protein of 847 amino acids.